CGACGAAUAAGAUGCUCGGCCAUUUGGAUAAGCUAUCUGAUGCGCCAUUGAUCGCGCUCAAGAUUAGACGCAUCAGAGAAUUGCAUAAUGGUAAGUUUUUGUAAAUAUUAUUUAUUGUUUUGCAAUUAGAUAAUGUAAGUUUAUAUGGCGCGAUAUACAGUUUAAUAUAGUCUACGAAGAAAUCGUGGUAAUAUCGAAAUAUGUUUAAUUUCUCUUAUGCAGAUAUUUGUGAUUUAGUUAUUAUGAUAAAUGAUAUUCACGGCCUUUAUCUUCUUCUCUUCUCGCUAAACUGCUUCUUUAUGGUCACGACUUUACUAUACAUGGCGUUCAUAUAUAUCGAAAACGAAGACUAUGAGACUAUAUUAAUAGUUUACACGGUUGCGAUUAUGUAUACUACGCAAUUUGGUCUGAUUUGCUGGAUUUGCACACUCGCACGUCAAGAAUUCGAGAAAACCAAGAUAAUUAUGUGCGCAAUUGCAUUGAAGUGCCAAUCUAUGAAAUUUGAUAAACUGAACAAUACAAGGAAUCAAUUGAAUUUAAAAGUCCGACCGCUAAUGGAAGAUACAGACAGCAACCAAAAUUUUAAUCGGAGUAACAGUCACAAUUGGAAUUACGAUGGCGUGAGAAAGCUUUUGCGUACAAUUAUAGACCAAGAUCAUGUCAAUAACGAAAUUAAUGGCUUUUUGAUUCAACUGCAACAUCGUCAAGUAUCAUUUACGGCCUGCGAUUUUUUCGAAAUAAGCAACAAUUUGUUCUGUAGUCGUUUCGCCUCCAGAAGAACUGCAUGAUCGGAAACUGCUUCCCACAUGGAGAAGCUUCCAUGGUUGAGUUUGGUGGGUGAGGAAAAUAAAAGAUGCGUUUUUGACCGAAAAGGAUUAACCUUUAUUGGCUCUAGGGGAAAAGGCAUAUCAAGGCAUAUAAUUUAAGAAUAAAAAUGUACUUGCAGCUAAGAUUUAUUUGUUUGUGUGUGCAAUUCCCACUCGAACGCUUGUUUAAACAAUUUUCUUGUUGUUGGAUUCAAGAUGAAAUGUAUUGCGGAUUGACAGCAUGGGCAUAAUAUCUCUAUGAGAUAAGACGACUGGAGAAGGAUCUCAAACGUCGUGGAUAGUUUGACGUAUCCGCGCGUUGCGAUGAAAGUCACCUAACGACAGCUGUUGCUUUUUGUAAUUACUUUUUUGUGAUACCUUGAGUUGAUACAGGACAACGCCUAGAAAUCGCCGCCUGGAGUUGCGUUUACGUAUAUAUGCACAUUAAUUUUGUUUGUACGUAUGCGUACGCGCAUGUCAUGCACUACUUCUGCUCACUCUAUUGUACAACUGCUAUAUGCAGUAUCAAGCAAAAUCCAAAGCGUGCGCUUGUCAAGGUGUGCGGAAAAAUUUUACUAUCUUGUCUACAGAAAAAUUUUGUACCGUUUUCGUAGGAGUUUCAAUGUAAUCAGCGCUCGUUUGCAAAACGUCAAUUAAGAAAGUAAUAGACAAAAAUGAAUGAGAUUCAUGUACCAGUACGGGACAAUUCGCCGUCAAUAGAGCACACCUUGCGUCCAAUAUCUUACACGUCAUGGUUCAUGGGCGUGGGGAUUGCACAUCCGCGAAAGUGUUCCAAGUUUGUGACGAUAGUUAUACGUAUUAUUCACCUGGUCGUGUGUACAGUGUUUCUAAAAAUAUACAUCGAGCACAUGUUCCCUUUAUCCCUAGAUACAGUAAUAAAAUUCUUCUUCAUCAUAGAUAGGAUGAUAUUUUUCGUAGCGAUAUAUUAUUACAUUUAUCACGGAAUCAGGCAGUAUGACAAGUGGCCUGAGCUGAUGGACAAAAUGAAGGAGCUUGAUCGAAAGAUCAAGAAAGAAAUACAUAUGAAUGAUCAACCAGUAAAAAUCAUGGAAGCAGUAGCGAUUCUAAUGACUUUUGUGUGUUGCCCUUCGUUCCCGAUUGUAAUCUCUCUAUACUACUUUUUGAAUUCAUAUAACAGUAGUGUGAUCAAUUAUUUGUUACAUUAUCUCAUGAUAGCACAGUCGUUGAUCAACAGCUUCUGCUUCGAUGUGGUUGUUUAUGUGCUGUAUUACAGACAUCAAACGGUAAAUCAGAUGUUCGGUCAUUUGAAUAAGUUAUCAGAUGCUCCAUCGAUUGCGUUUAAGAUUAGACGCAUCAGAGAAUUGCAUAAUGAUAUUUGUGAUCUAGUUAUUAUGAUAAACGAUAUUCACGGUCUUCAUCUUCUUCUCUGCUCGACGAAUUCUUUAUUUAUGGUCACGUCUACACUAUACAGUGCAUACUUAAAUACCAUGAAGGAAGAAUAUGACGAUAUGUUGAUAGAUUACAUGACGGCGAUUAUAUAUACUAUGCAAUUUGGUCUGAUUUGCUGGAUCUGCACACUUGCAUGUCAAGAAUUCGGCAAAAUCAAGAUAAUUAUGAACACAAUUGCAUUGAAAUGCAAAUCUAUGAAUUUUGAUAAACUGAACGAGACAAGGAAUCAAUCGAGUUUAGAAACGCGGUCGCCAUUGCAAGAUUCGGACAGUGAGCAAAAUUCUAAUUGGAGUAACAGUCACGAUUGGAAUUAUGUUGUCAUGGAAAAUCUUUUGAGUAAAAUUUUGGACCGGGACUAUGUAAGUGAUGAAAUUAAUUGGUUUUUGAUUCAACUGCAACAGCGUCGAGUAUCAUUUACGGCCUGCGAUUUUUUCGAAAUGAGCAACAAUUUGUUCUGCAGUGUGAGUACAAUAUUUACGUCGUACAAUUUAUGUAAAAUUAAUUACUUUCAAAUUGCAUUAAAUAUGUUUCAAAGUCAUUAAAUACAAAACUUAUUUUUCAGUUCGUCGGAGUGAUCUG
Messenger RNA from Monomorium pharaonis (pharaoh ant), 2816 nucleotides. RefSeq lists its product as uncharacterized. Gene Ontology annotation, cellular component: membrane; dendrite; neuronal cell body. Bases 1481 to 2779 code for a protein of 432 amino acids. Lineage: Eukaryota; Metazoa; Arthropoda; Insecta; Hymenoptera; Formicidae. The record is from RefSeq and is a predicted model, not a curated record. Gene Ontology annotation, biological process: sensory perception of taste. The transcript has 3 exons.